Messenger RNA from Acanthopagrus latus (yellowfin seabream), 1548 nucleotides. It is a transcript of the gene gtf2h3, whose product is annotated as general transcription factor IIH, polypeptide 3. NCBI's taxonomy places the organism in Eukaryota, Metazoa, Chordata, Actinopteri, Spariformes, Sparidae. Gene Ontology annotation, biological process: regulation of DNA-templated transcription; nucleotide-excision repair. The record is from RefSeq and is a predicted model, not a curated record. Bases 207 to 1109 code for a protein of 300 amino acids. The transcript is spliced from 14 exons. Gene Ontology annotation, cellular component: transcription factor TFIIH holo complex; transcription factor TFIIH core complex.
AGACGCUAGGGAGCAGCAGCGCGCCGCGUGACCGAAAAGUAUACAUGGUCGCGUCCUGAUGACGUCAGACACGCCGCAAUAUGGUGGACGCUCCGAUAUUGUUGAUGAAAGAUGGACGCUAACAGAAGAUAAAGCUCCAGAACAAUAACAGAGAGGCUUUCUCACUUUCUGGUCCCUCUUCUUUUCAAACUAAUAUUUUUGCAGUGAUGGCUUCAGAGGAUGAAAUCAACCUGCUGGUCAUCGUCGUGGAUGUGAAUCCGAUAUGGUGGGGACAGCAAGCUCAGCGUGAGCCAGAGUUCACCCUUUCAAAGUGUCUGGAUGCAGUCUUGGUGUUGGGGAACUCCCACAUGGCCAUGACCAGGACAAACAAGCUGGCUGUCAUCGCUAGUCACUGUCAAGACAGUCACUUCCUGUAUCCCAACAAAAACUGGAGAGGUGGGGACAACGGUGGAGAAGAUGCGUCCUCCAGCGGGGAUGGAAAAUAUGAACUCCUGUCAGUUGCCAAUAACUUCAUCGCCGAAGAAAUCCGGAAUGUUAUGACGAAAACUGAAGUGAGGGGAAAUUCAACUGAGACUCUGUUGGCCGGAUCACUUGCCAAAGCUCUCUGCUAUAUUCACAGGGUCUCCAAAGAGGUGGAAGUUGGACAGGAGAUAAAGUCAAGAAUAUUGGUGGUAAAAGCAGCUGAGGACUGUGCCCGCCAGUACAUGAACUUCAUGAAUGUUAUUUUUGCAGCCCAGAAGCAGAACAUCCUGAUAGAUGCCUGCGUGUUGGACUCUGACUCAGGUCUUCUUCAGCAGGCCUGUGAUAUAACUGGAGGAUUGUACCUCAAGAUACCACAGAAAAUUGCCCUGGCUCAAUACCUUCUGUGGGUGUUCCUGCCAGACUCUGAGCAGCGUUCGCAGCUGGUGCUGCCACCGCCUGCACACGUGGACUACAGAGCUGCAUGUUUCUGCCACCGUAAUCUCAUUGAGAUCGGUUAUGUGUGCUCAGUUUGUCUGUCAAUAUUCUGCAACUUCAGCCCCAUCUGUACAACCUGCGAGACUGCCUUCAAAAUCCAGCUGCCGCAGAUGGUCAAGCCCAAGAAGAAGAAACUCAAGCAGUCUACAUGAUUUUUGUACUUAUGUGAUAUAUUUUGUUAGUUUCCUUUUUGAUAUUCAAUUAUACCAUUUUGUUUGGUAUAGAUUUGUAACAGACAUCAUUGAUAUCCUGGAAAUGUCUUGGAGACAGUCAGGCCAUAUGAACAUAAUGACUCAGCAUUUCUCAAAAUAAUCCUUGAGUAUUAAAGUUUGAAGUUCACCUCAACUCUUCCUGACAAAUGUUGGAUAUUAAAUAUAGAUGCAAAUAUUUAACAUAUAAAACAGGCAUUCGAAAAUGUGUUCUAUGUAUACAACAUUUGUCAACAGGUCUUAAUUUCACUGAGAUUGGGUUACAGUUCAUAUUAAUAGAAACAAUUGGCACACAACAACUUUUGGCAUUUCAUUGUGUUGGGAAAGGUUUAUCCACUCAGGUGUAAAUGUAGUAACUUUUUUAAUAAAAAUGUUUGUCACA